GCUCGACCCGUCGUCAGCCAUGUUGUUUGUCUGACAGCGACGUACAGCAACAGGUUGUCAAAGAUUCUCUAUAAAACGCUGCGGAAAUCAUUUAAAGAAACCCCUACGGCCGAUUGUCUUUCAUUUAAUUCAGAGGGCCAUGGAAAAGGAUACGUUUUCUUCCCAGGAGAUUUCGUCAAGUCAAUAAUGCUGUUGUGUAAUAUGACUGAGCUAGCCAGCUGAGACGAGGAGAUCAGGACCGCUCUCCUCAUAUCCCUGCCACCUGCAGCCAUGAAUGGUGGUCGGAGUAUUUGGGCUAUAACCCCAGAGGAGAGGGACAAACAUGAUCACAAGUUUGACAGCCUCCUGCCAGCGCAGGGCUAUGUUACAGGGGAGAAGGCACGGAACUUCUUCAUUCAGUCAGGGCUUCCUCAACCUGUGCUAGCUGAAAUCUGGGCCCUGGCUGAUAUGAAUAAAGAUGGUAAGAUGGACCGGCUGGAGUUUUCUAUAGCCAUGAAGCUUAUCAAGAUGAAACUGCAGGGGCAGAAUCUUCCUACAGCUUUGCCUAUCAUCAUGAAGCAGCCACCUGUGCCAGCUCCAACCAUGCCAGCAGCACCUCUCGGAAUGGGAACUAUGCCAAAUUUACCCAUGAUGCCCAAUGUGCCCAUUCUGACUCCCAUACCUAUGACGACCAUGAGCCCUAUUCCAGUCAUGACUCCCAUGAUGGGCACAGGAUUGCCGAUGUCAAUGAUGCCCACCAUCAGCACUCAAACCCUGCCUAAUGGACCUAUUGCCAUUCUACAGCCGUCCCCCAUGCCUCUCACUUCCACUCUCCCACUGUCAAGUUCCUUUUCCUCUUCUCCGUUGGGUUUCUCCACCACUCCGAUGAACAAAACAUCGUCUUUGCUGGACCUGGGGUCGAGCAGCUCAAACUCCUCCCCCUCCACAUCAUUGGCCAGUAACUCGCCUAAAGGCGGACCCUCUGAUUGGGGCGUUCCACAGGCAUCACGGCUCAAAUACAGGCAACAGUUUAACAGCCUCGACAAGCAAAUGAGCGGUUAUCUAACAGGUCCUCAAGUGAGAACUGCAAUGGCUACAACACUACUAACUCAAACACAGCUUGCUGCUAUCUGGAAUCUAGCUGAUGUUGAUAAGGAUGGUAAACUAAAGGCUGAUGAGUUUAUUCUUGCCAUGCAUCUGGUAGACAUGGCUAAAAUGGGACAGCCGCUGCCUUUGGCACUCCCUUCAGAUCUGCUGCCCCCUUCAUCAAGGGGAAAGCUAGGUGAGUCUAUGAAUGGAACCACUCCCUCAAUCUACGCAGGACUGGCUGAGGACCUCUGUGAGCCUGAGCCUCCACAGAAAUCAAGGAACAAUUUGACUUUUGAGGAUAAGUUCAAGAAAAACAUGGAGCUUGGAAAUGCAGAGCUGGAGAAGCGCCGGCAGGUCCUGCAGGAGCAGCAGCGCAGGGAGGAGGAGAGGAGAGCACAGAAGGCCAGAGAGGAGCAGGAGCGGAGAGAAAGAGAAGCGCGAGAGCUGGAGCUGAAGAGGAAGAGGGAAGAAGAGAUCAGACUGGAGCGACAGAGGGAGCUGGAGAGACAGAGAGAGGAGGAGAGACUCAAAGAGCUGGAGAGGAAGGAGGCAGCCAAGAAGGAGCUGGAACGCCAGCAACAGCUUGAGUGGGAGAGGAGGAGAAAGCAAGAGCUCCAGAACCAUAAGAGUGAGGAACAGGAGGACAUCAUCAAGCUCCGAGCCAAGAAGAGGAGUCUGGAGAUGGAGCUGGAGGCUGUGGGCAACAAGCAGAAGCAAAUCUCUGACAAGCUCCGAGAUGCUCAAGGCAGAAAGAGAAUUCAUAAAAAUGAGCUGGAAGUGAUCAACCAGAAAAGAGACUCCUGCAUCACUGAAAUAAGCUCUCUGCAGAAACAGUUAGAGGAUUUUAAGAGAAAAUUGGGGCAGUCAAGUUCUGAACAGCAGAAACUCAAUGACAAACUCCACAGUUUGAGUCUAAACAGCGUUCCUUCUGCAACGGUGAAGACUUUGCAGAACAAUAUGGAAGAGAAGGAUCUUUCCUGUCGAAAGCUUAAAGAGCAACUUAAUGCAGUAGAAAAAGAGACUGCGGCAAAAUUGGCAGACAUGGAUCAGUAUAAGAAAGACAUUCAGGAUCUCAGAGAGAGCCAGAGGAUGCAAGAGUCUGCUUUGGAAAAACUGCGCACCAUCAAGGAAGAAAAAAUCAGAGAGCUUAAGAAGCGAAAGCAGGAAGAACUUGAAAAGAAAAGAAGAGAAGAGGAAGAACAGAAACGCAUCAAACUAGAAAAGGAGCGACAGUGGCAGGAGAAACUGAGGCGCGAUGAAGAGGAGAAACAGCGGAAAAUCCAGGAGGAGAGAGACGCCAAACUUCGCGAGGAGGAGGAGAGAGAAAGACAAGCUCGCUUACAGGCUGCUAAAGAACAAGCGGAACGAGAGCGCAAGGCCCGUGAGGAAGAGGAGAGGAGGCGUAGGGAGGAGGAGGAAGAACGGAGAGAGCAAGAGAGACGCAGACUGGAGGAGGAGGACCGCAGGCGGAGAGAUGAAGAGAGGAGGAAGCUGGAGGAAGACAGGAGGAAACUGGAAGAAGAAAGGAGAAUGCUGGAGGAGGAGAGAAAAAGGCAGGAGGAGAUAAGAUUGAAGGAGGAGAGGGAGAGGGAGGAGCGCAGGAGAGCAGAGGAGGAGAGGAGGAGGAAAGAGGAAGAGAGACGAGAAGAGGAGCGGAAGAGAGAGCGUGAGGAGGAGGAGAGGAGACGUCAUCGAGCACAGGAAGCAGCUUUGAGGGAUGCGGAGGAGAGGAAGAGGAUCGAGGAGGAGAGGAAGAGAAAAGAAGAGGAGCGGAGAAAGCAGGAAGAGGAGGACAGGAGGCGAAGGGAGGAGGAGCAAAGGAAACAGGAUGAGGAGAGGAAGAGGAAACAGCAGCAGGAAGAGGCAGCAGCUGCUAGAUUGAGGGAUGAUGAACAGAAUAAGAAGAACACUGUUAAAUCAGACCUUGUUUCUGCUCUUCUGCGUGGCCUGGAGGAGAGGAAAGGCGGCAGACGUCCUCUCGGUACGCAGCACAGGAGAUCAGCUGCACUGACCACUUUUAAAGCGCUUUACCCCUUCACUGCCAGAAAUGAGGAAGAGCUCUCCUUUGAAUCAGAUGAUCUGAUCGAGGUGGAUGAGAGCGUAGAGCGUGAGCAGGGCUGGCUAUACGGCAGUCAGCAAGGGAAGAUGGGCUGGUUCCCCGAGAGCUAUGUGGAGAAGCAGACCAAAUCAGAGGCUCCUGUCAUGGCUAAACAAGCUCUGAAACCCCAGGUCUCCAUCUCUGUCAGCAAACUGAGUGAUGGACCGGGUGGAUCACGUCUGAACUCUGCCUUUACCCCCACCCAUGCCACAGGCUCCACCUCCUCCAACCACGGCCAGGUGGUGGGCAAUGUGCAAGCUCAGGCUCUGUGCUCUUGGUCUGCAAAGACAGACAACCAUCUCGACUUCUCCAAGGACGACGUGAUCACUGUUCUGGAGCAGCAGGAGAACUGGUGGCUGGGGGAGCUCAAUGGGGUUCAGGGCUGGUUCCCCAAAACCUAUGUUACAGUUCUGAACACCAGUGACGCACAAGCAGAUUCCACUGAUGCAUCUGAUACAACUGAUGGAUCCAACUAUGAAGAAUACGUGGCUCUUUACACUUAUGAGAGUCCUGAGCCUGGAGACCUGACCUUCAAUGAGGGCGACACUAUCCUGGUCUCGGAGAGAGAAGGAGAGUGGUGGAGAGGAAGCAUCGGAGACCGAGCAGGACUCUUCCCAUCCAAUUAUGUCAAACCAAAGGAGACCGAUACGGCAAGUCUCUCUGGAAAAUCCGGAACGCUUGGCAAGAAACCUGAAGUGGCUCAGGUUACCACUGCAUGCACAGCUGCAGGUGCAGAGCAGCUGAAUCUUUCCCCAGGUCAGCUCAUCCUCAUCCUCAACAAAAACCCCUCCGGCUGGUGGCUCGGGGAACUGCAGGCCAGGGGGAAGAAACGUCAGAAGGGCUGGUUCCCUGCUUCACACGUCAAGCUACUUGGCUCAAACAGUGGCAAAUCCACACCUGCAACUCCAUCAGUUGGCCAAGUCAUCGCCAUAUACGACUACACCGCAGCGAACGAAGACGAGCUGAGCUUCUCAAAGAGUCAAGUCAUCAACGUUCUGGACAAAAGCAACCCUGACUGGUGGAAGGGAGAGCUCAAUGGGGUCACAGGCUUGAUUCCUACCAACUAUGUGAAAUUGACCACAGAUUCUGACCCCAGUCAGCAGUGGUGUGCUGACCAGAGCACUCUGGAAUCAAUGAGCCCAAAGGACAGGAAACGGCAAGAUUACAUCCAUGAGCUCAUUGACACAGAGGAGAAAUACGUAGAAGACCUACAGCUGGUCCUAGAGGUCUUCUACAAGCCCAUGUCUGAAUCAAAUCGUCUCUCUGAGGCUGAAAUGAACAUGAUAUUUGCCAACUGGAGAGAGCUUAUUCAGUGCAGCUCCAAGAUGCUCAAGGCCCUAAAAGCAAGGAAAAAGAGCGGAGGAGACAACAUGCCUGUUCACAUGAUCGGCGACAUCCUGGCAUCCGAGCUGUCAAACAUGCAGGCCUACAUCCGCUUCUGCAGCUGCCAGUUGGAGGGUGCUGCGCUGCUACAACAGAGAACUGAUCAGGAGCCAGACUUCAAAACCUUCCUCAAGAAAAUUGCCACAGACUACCGUUGUAAAGGAAUGCCUUUGUCCAGCUUUUUACUCAAACCUAUGCAAAGGAUCACCCGCUACCCUCUUCAUAUUAAACACAUUUUAGAAAACACUUCAGAGAGCCACGUGGACUACAUUCAGCUGACUGAGGCUUUGGAUAAGGCCGAGCAGCUGUGCUUUCAGGUGAAUGAGGGCGUCAGGGAGAAGGAGAACUCAGACCGACUGGAGUGGAUUCAAUCCCAUGUGCAGUGUGAAGGCAUAGCCGAGAAUCUGAUCUUCAACUCCAUGACCAACUGCCUGGGUCCUCGUAAACUGCUGCACAGUGGAAAGGUGUUUAAGAUGAAGAGCAAUAAGGAGUUACAUGCUUUUCUGUUCAGCGACUUUCUGCUGUUCGCCCAAGCUGUCAGACAGUUCACUUCCUCAGGAACAGACAAACUCUUCAGCCCAAAAUCCAACACCCAGUACAAGAUGUACAAGACUCCUGUGUUCCUGAAUGAAGUUUUAGUGAAGCUUCCAUCAGACCCAUCCAGCGACGAGCCUGUCUUUCACAUUUCCCACAUAGAUCGUGUCUACACAUUGAAGACCGAGAACAUUAACGAGAGGACUGCAUGGGUUCAGAAGAUCAAAAUUGCAUCAGAAGGAUUCAUUGAGACUGAGAAGAAAAAACACGAGAAGGCAUAUCAGUCUCGAUCAAUGAAGGGAAGUGGCAUCGGUCGCCUGCUUGUCACCAUCUUAGAGGCAACUGAGCUUAAAUCCUCCAAACCAAAUGGAAAGAGUAAUCCAUACUGUGAAGUGACCAUGGGCUCUCAGUGUUACACUUCCCGAACCAUCAAUGACACAGUCAACCCCAAGUGGAACUUCAAUUGUCAGUUUCACAUUAAAGACCUGUAUCAAGAUGUCCUCUGCAUUACGAUUAAUGAGAAAGAGCAGUUUUCACCAGAUGCCUUCUUAGGUCGCACUGAGGUUCCUGUAGCCACUAUUAAGAAAGAGCUUGAGAAUAAAGGUCCGUCCACAAGGAGGCUGCUGCUUCAUGAAGUGCCCACGGGAGAGGUUUGGGUUCGGCUUGACCUGCAGCUGUUUGACCACAAAACUCCCAAAUGAUGAUGGAGGUUAUCUCUUCAAAGCUGCUCUUCAAGCACAGUGUCUCACCACUAACUAUCAACAUCUUCAAGACUGACCUUUGCCUUACGAUGUCCUCUACUAAUGAGGAACAUACUAAUGAAUGUGUUUGUGUUCACAACUUUGCCAAGUUUUGUUUCUUGAUCAAGCGACAUGGGAACAAAAAGGGAGAAUUAGGGAUUUUUAGUUUUAUUGCCUAAAAAAAUCAUUUUUCCACUGGAUGUAGAGAUAUUCUCAGGACCUUUAUUUUGCUUCUAAUAUACUGUCUUUUAAUGAUGUACUUAAAGCUAUAUUUGUUAUACUCGUAAUUUGCCUAGAUCUGAAGUUGAUGAGAACCGUUUUUUUAAACUUGAAUAUUCUCAUCAUUAACACUAAACCAGGUGGUGUUGUUUUAAUUCAUUAUCUGUCUGCCUUAACUGCCAGUUCUUCCAUUAAAAUUCACCCUAACAGAAUUCAUUUGCACCAGUCAGUGGAUCCUCUGUAAAACCUAAUAAGAUUCUGUUAUAUGUAACUUGGAAGGAACUUAUUUUUGCAAAGCUUACUAGUUUUAUUUACGAAGGUACAAAUGAGGUGAUUAACCAGGGAUUAUUGGUUACAGGUCUAAUCACUGUUGAUUUUGUUUGCUUGACUGAGUUUUAUUUAUGUUUAUUUAUGCGUCUUGGACUAUCUGCACAUUUUACGCUGCCCAAUAUAUCUGGAUUGCCAUUAAGCAUUCAGGUAAGGUCUUAAUAUUGUAUAUUUUUGCUGAGUUGGAGUAGUUUGAGCAUUGACUUAAGAGCCACAGUUGUUGUUUUUUUAGGUUUUACUCAUUUUAGUUUUAAAUGUAAUACAUUUUUGAUUAUUCUUCUUUUUCCUUGCUCUACUCUUGCUACUUUAUCCUUGAUUUUUAGCCAAGUGUUUGUUUUGAAAAGAAAAAUGGUUUAAUAUUGUUUGGUAAGGCCACUAAGCACAAAUAUGCAACAAGCAUCAGGUUUCACAUGCAAAUAAAAUACAUUUAAAACGUUA
Molecule: messenger RNA, 6807 nt
Organism: Danio aesculapii
Lineage: Eukaryota; Metazoa; Chordata; Actinopteri; Cypriniformes; Danionidae
Gene: itsn2b
Product: intersectin 2b
Exons: 39
Coding region: 271-5784 (1837 amino acids)
Biological process (GO): positive regulation of Rho protein signal transduction
Molecular function (GO): calcium ion binding; guanyl-nucleotide exchange factor activity; protein binding
Source: RefSeq, a predicted model, not a curated record